AUGGCCGCUGAAGCAGCUCACGUGAUGCUGCAGAGCGUCUUCGAUGGAUGCAUCGCCUUCUUCGACAACGAGAUCCGGCGGCGCCCCUACCACCGGAACUGCAGCUGCGCCUUGCACCAAUCCGGCGGCCUCCCCAAGGACCUCCCUUGCAACACCAAGGUGUCCUACCCCAUCCGCCGAUCGUGGGGAGCUUCCGUCGCGUCUUCGCGGAUGUUGGCCGGUCACUCCGCCGACGGCCAAGGGUUUCUUAAAAAAAGAGAAGAGUCUCUCAAUUGGUCCCUAUCAGGAGUGGCAAAUGGCCACCUGGAUGAUGCAAGUAAUAUUGAUCCUAUGUGA
Messenger RNA from Elaeis guineensis (African oil palm), 336 nucleotides. NCBI's taxonomy places the organism in Eukaryota, Viridiplantae, Streptophyta, Magnoliopsida, Arecales, Arecaceae. The record is from RefSeq and is a predicted model, not a curated record.